This is a messenger RNA of Sorex araneus (European shrew), 1037 nucleotides long. RefSeq names its product reprimo like (gene RPRML). NCBI's taxonomy places the organism in Eukaryota, Metazoa, Chordata, Mammalia, Eulipotyphla, Soricidae. The coding region runs from base 246 to 587 and encodes 113 amino acids. The record is from RefSeq and is a predicted model, not a curated record. The transcript has a single exon.
GGGGCCGGGCGGCGGGAAGCCUGUGGCUCAGUCCCCGACAGCUCCGCGCUCCGGGCGGGUGUGCGGCUGCCGCGCCGCCUGUUGCUCGCGCCUCCGGGCCGCCGCUUCUCGCCCGCGGUCCAGGGGCAGGCGGCCCGAGGGGUGCCACGCACGGGCAGCCUCCCGCCCCCCCCCGUCCUCGCGCCUGGGGGGACCUCCCAAAGCCGGCCCGCGGAGCGCGCCCCGAGAGCCGCGCGCCCGGCGCGAUGAACGCGACCUUCCUGAACCAGAGCGACCUGGAGGCGGCAGGCGGCGUCCAGGAGAACCGCAGCCACGGCCUGGGCACGUGGCUGGGCUGCUGCCCGGGGGGCGCGCCGCUGGCCGCCAGCGACGGGGUCCCCGCGGGGCUGGCGCCCGACGAGCGCAGCCUGUGGGUGGCGCGCGUGGCGCAGAUCGCCGUGCUCUGCGUGCUGUCGCUCACCGUGCUCUUCGGCGUCUUCUUCCUGGGCUGCAACCUGCUGCUCAAGUCGGAGAGCAUGAUCAACUUUCUGGUGCAGGAGCGCCGGCCCUCCAAGGACGCGGGCGCCGCCAUCCUGGGGCUGUACUGAGCGCCCGGCGCGCCCCUGGGCCACCCGCCUCGGGGGCUGCUCGGAUACACGAGCCCCCGGGCCCGCAGCCACGUCCUCCGGCCCGGAGCAUCCCGAGGCUCGAGGCGCGGCGGCAGACUGCCCCGGACGGGCGCCCCGCCCCGGCGACACGGCGCGACUCGCAGAAAGGGACCUCCUUACCCGGCUCCUCGGUCCAACGUGCUCUCCAGCCUUGCGGGAGGGAGUGGGGAGGGGAUUCCUAACUUUAAAAAAAAGAAGAAGAAGAAGAAGAAGAAGAAGAAGACGAAGAAAGAAGAAGAAGAUUGCAACUUGGGGCUUAAGUCGCUCGCAUGGGGCGUUUUGUGUGUGCGCGUGGGGGUGCGGGGAGAGAUGCAGGAUCCAGGACUCAGCUGAUCUCGCAUCUAAAAAGAAAUCUUGUAAUAAAACUGCAGCCGUCGGGCCUGACCUUCA